AUGGAUCCCCUCAUAGCCGUUGUCGGUGCCACGGGUACUGGCAAGUCUAAGCUCGCUGUGGACUUGGCAGCCCGAUUUAACGGAGAAAUCAUCAACGGCGAUGCAAUGCAAAUGUAUCGCGGCCUCCCAAUCAUCACGAACCAGAUCCCCAUCGCCGAACGCAAGGGCAUCCCACACCACCUAUUGAGCUGCGUCGAUCUCGAAGCCGAGGCCUGGCGAAUCAGCCACUUCAAAAGGAAGCACUGCGUCUUAUCACCGAGAUCCGGAGUCGAGGAAAAUUACCCAUCCUCCGAAGGAUCCGGAUCUGACGUUGAAGAUGGCGUGGACGCAGACGGAGCCGGAUACGAGGAAAUACCAUCUACAUCUGAGAAAUGGCCUAUCCUCGAUUCACCGCCGGAAGUCCUGAUGGAGAAAUUAAAGGAGGUGGAUCCUGUCAUGGCGGCGCGGUGGCAUCCCAAGGAUGCGCGGAAGAUCCGCCGAUCUCUCGAGAUAUAUUUCCAGACUGGACGGCCUGCUUCGGAGAUUUAUGCUGAACAGCAGGCGCAGAAGGAGAAGGCUGUUUCGGAGUGCGAGGGGCUGCUGCGGUUCGAUCAUACCCUGAUCUUUUGGGUUCACGCCGAGAAGGACGUUUUGAAUGCGCGCCUGGAUGCGCGUGUUGAUGAUAUGGUUCAGCAGGGGUUGCUCGAUGAGGCUGAAAGUAUGUUUGAAUUUUUGCAGCGGAAGGAGGAGCAGGGGGUUUCUGUUGAUCUUACGCGUGGUGUGUGGGUGUCAAUUGGGUUUAAGGAGUUGGCUCCGUAUUUUACGGCGCGUCGGAAGGCGGAGAUGAGUGAGGAAGAGCUUGAUGCGUUGCGGAGUAGGUGUAUUGAGGCUAUUCGGACUGCGACGCGGCAGUAUGGUGGAUCUCAGGUUAAAUGGAUUCGGAAUAAGUUGUGGCGGGCUCUUGCUGAGGCGGGCAUGACGAGGAGGCUGUAUCUUCUCGACAGCAGUGAUGUCAGUCAAUGGGAUGGGUGUAUCACGGAACCCUCUGAGCAGAUUUUCCAGUCGAUGUUGCAGGGUGACACCACGCCGGAUCCAAAGUCGCUUUCCAUGCUGGCGAAGACGGUGCUUGGAGCGAAAGAGGAACAAGCGCAGGCGCAGCCUGGAUCGGCGAUGAAGAGCUUUACCUGUGAUGUAUGCGGGAAAACUGUGGUGGGUGAUGAACAGUGGGAGAAUCACCUCAAGAGUUACAGUCACAAGCGAGGGGUCAAGUCCGCGGCGAGAAAAGCCGAGCGAGAUGCGUAUUUUCGGAUGAAAGAGUUGGAAGCCCAGAAGGGAGAGAGAGAGACCGAGGUUGAUUCUGAAGACAAGUUGAAUCCAUCGCCUUGA
This is a messenger RNA of Penicillium daleae, 1365 nucleotides long. RefSeq names its product tRNA dimethylallyltransferase. Bases 1 to 1365 code for a protein of 454 amino acids. NCBI's taxonomy places the organism in Eukaryota, Fungi, Ascomycota, Eurotiomycetes, Eurotiales, Aspergillaceae. The record is from RefSeq and is a predicted model, not a curated record. Gene Ontology annotation, biological process: tRNA modification. The transcript is spliced from 3 exons. Gene Ontology annotation, molecular function: tRNA dimethylallyltransferase activity; ATP binding. Gene Ontology annotation, cellular component: mitochondrion.